Messenger RNA from Porites evermanni, 1185 nucleotides. Lineage: Eukaryota; Metazoa; Cnidaria; Anthozoa; Scleractinia; Poritidae. The record is from the annotation of a GenBank genome assembly.
AUGAGGCAAGAGCAACCUUUACACUAUUCCACGCCUCUUUGGUGUUCAGUUCAGAUGCAAGGACCACAGAUGGACAGUUCCAAAGAUUUUACUGAAAACCAAAUGAAUUCUCUGCAAGCUCUGAAGGAAGAAAACUUUCAUAAAACUUACUUGCACACAGUCACAAAUUUUAUGAGCCAGUCCCGAAAGCCACCUGUAGGAGUUUUGUUUCACAUUUUACAUAACAUCCUGCUUUCAAAGCAAAAUAACUGUGGUAAUGAAUGCUUUAGAAUUCUCCGGCAAAUCCAGGUCUUACACCCUGUAAUGGCUAUGAGGAUGGUUAAUUUGAAAAUCUCUUGGGAACACAUUUCCAUGAUGGUGGAACUCUCUAGAUGCAUUGAUGACAUGUCACAAGAAAGUAGUCAGGCACUAAGUGCAUCUAUGGCCUUGUCUUUUGUUGUAAACGUUAUGGAAGAGGAGGUUAAUGUCAAGAGAUUUAGCCUUGUGAAGACCUCAGGUUAUAGACUCCUAUCAGUCAAGCAUUUCAGCACUCAUAUUUUUGAAUUGGUUCAGUGGAUUGGAGAUGCCACAAAACAUCCACAUAAAUCCAAGAAUUUGUUUUUGCUGCAGAGAAUGCUAUCAUUGUCGUUGUCAGUGAAUGAGCGACCAGAGGACUUUGCAGGUAGGAUUGCUGAUGAGUUGUUUCUUGUCUAUAACUGGCAGCUUCAGUCAACUAAAGAGAAAAGUCUUCUUCUCCAGUCAAUUCAAUCACAUUUGCUGAGGAUGAAGUUGAUUGAAGUUAUUCUGAGUAACUGUUUUCCUCCUCAAGAGGAACAGGAUAUCAGGGAAGUUCCCAGAAUGGGACUUGCACAUAUUAUUUUUGUUGACUUUCAGCGCAGUCCAGAUGCAAAUAACUCUGAUCACGUUGACUUGAUUGAUCACUGUGAAGUGUUCAUCAUGCUUCUGGCAUAUCUUCUUCAAAGCUUUCUUUUUUGUCGCAAAAGAUCUCUUCAGAAAAACUCUUCUGAUUCACUGCGAAUCAUGUCAAUGGAUGACACAGAUUCUUUACUUGAAACUGAUUCUGAAGUUACAAGACUGAGGGAACGUCUAGAAAACAUCUGCAGUCCAUCACAGUUGUCCUCAAGGAGCUACCAGUUAUUGGAUUUAAUGUCAUCACUCAAAAGUUUUGCACAAAAGCUUCCAUAG